Messenger RNA from Rana temporaria (common frog), 2230 nucleotides. RefSeq names its product solute carrier family 7 member 10 (gene SLC7A10). Gene Ontology annotation, molecular function: neutral L-amino acid transmembrane transporter activity; L-amino acid transmembrane transporter activity. Gene Ontology annotation, biological process: amino acid transmembrane transport; D-serine transmembrane transport; D-alanine transmembrane transport. The coding region runs from base 233 to 1822 and encodes 529 amino acids. The record is from RefSeq and is a predicted model, not a curated record. Gene Ontology annotation, cellular component: membrane. The transcript has 11 exons. Lineage: Eukaryota; Metazoa; Chordata; Amphibia; Anura; Ranidae.
CGUCUGCAGACCCUCCUCCUGGCCCCGGACACUGGCUGUGCGAAGCGGCAUGUGAAAGGGGCACUCGGGUUGUGCGUGCCAGGCUGUGUGCUGCCACUGUAUGCUUUUUGCAGGGAAGGCGCCCCCCCGGGUACAACGCGCAGAGGGUCUGUUUUCCAGGAGAGGACUUCGCGAGGAGAGGGGCACCGCAGGGAGCCGAUCUGGGUAGGAGCAAUUCCGGGACGCUGGAGCCAUGGCAGGGGAGGACCAGAUCAAGACGACAAACAGCAGUCCGGGGCACGACGCAAAGGCACCGACGCCGCACCUGCCCGACGCCCCCCAGCCGAGCCAGGACGCCGGCGCAGAGAAAGUGACUCUAAAAAAAGAGAUCGGGCUGGUGAGCGCUUGUGCCAUCAUCAUAGGUAACAUUAUAGGCUCCGGUAUCUUCAUCUCCCCAAAGGGUGUCCUGGAACACAGCGGGUCUGUGGGCUUGGCGUUAAUCAUCUGGGUCCUCGGGGGCGGGGUCUCUGCCCUGGGCUCCAUGUGCUAUGCUGAACUUGGAGUCACAAUUCCUAAAUCUGGAGGUGAUUAUCAAUAUGUCACUGAGAUUUUUGGUGGGUUAACAGGGUUCCUGCUUCUAUGGAGCGCCGUUCUUAUUAUGUACCCCACCAGCCUGGCAGUCAUAGCACUGACAUUCUCCAACUACGUCCUCCAGCCUGUGUUCCCGGACUGUAUACCGCCGUAUGACGCCACCAGGACCCUCUCCUUGGUCUGUCUGUUGCUGCUGACGUGGGUGAACAGCUCCAGUGUCCGGUGGGCCACGAGGAUUCAGGACAUCUUCACAGCUGGGAAGCUCUUGGCCUUGGGCCUCAUCAUAGUUGUCGGCUUCAUGCAAAUAUAUAAUGGUAACUAUGAAGAGUUAAAACCGAGCAAUGCGUUCAAUUUUUGGAUGACCCCCUCGGUGGGGCAGUUGGCGCUGGCCUUCUUGCAAGGCUCAUUUGCCUUCAGCGGCUGGAACUUUCUGAAUUAUGUGACAGAAGAGCUGGUCGAUCCCAGGAGGAAUCUACCUCGUGCCAUAUUUAUCUCCAUCCCUCUGGUCACCUUCGUCUACACCUUCACCAACAUCGCUUACUUCACGGCUAUGACGCCGGAGGAGCUCAUGUCAUCCAAUGCCGUUGCUGUUACGUUUGGUGAAAAGCUUCUGGGCUAUUUUUCCUGGAUCAUGCCAGUUUCAGUGGCACUGUCCACAUUCGGAGGGAUUAACGGAUACCUCUUUACCUCAUCCAGGUUGUGCUUCUCUGGAGCUCGCGAAGGCCACCUGCCCAGCUUAUUGGCCAUGAUCCAUUUUAAAUAUUGCACCCCGGUGCCGGCUCUGCUCGUGUGUUGCAGUACGACGAUUAUCAUCAUGCUGGUUGGAGAUACGUACACCUUGAUAAACUAUGUGUCCUUCAUUAACUACCUCUGUUACGGAGUAACAAUUAUGGGGCUGAUUGUCCUUCGCUACAAGAAGCCCAACAUGUUCCGUCCUAUUAAGGUGAAUCUGCUGAUUCCAAUCACCUACCUGCUGUUCUGGGCCUUCCUGCUAAUAUUCAGCUUUUACUCGGAGCCCAUCGUGUGCGGCGUUGGGCUGAUCAUCAUUCUUACGGGAGUGCCGGUGUUUUUCUUGGGGGUCUACUGGAAGAAUAAACCAAAGUGUAUAGAUAGAUUUAUUGAAAAUAUAACUUACUGUGGACAGAAGGUUUGCUAUGUGGUGUACCCUCAGCCCUCCCUCCCCGAGGAUGAUUUAAUCGCUUGCAAUGACGCCGUAGUGAACGAGAAGGAGAAGACCCUCAAAAUGCAAUAAGCUGCUCCCACCCCCCCUCCCCCCCUACCCCCCACCCCCACCUGGGACUUGCAUUUUGUUUACAGGCGUGUUUGCGGAGAGAAAAUGGACUUGAACAUUUAGCUACAUAGAGAAAAUAUCGCAGGAGAUAAAAAAAAAAAUGCGACUGCAGGAGACGAGGCGUCGGACGGCGAACUCUUUGGAUUGGACGGCAGGACUACAAGCGGGGAGCCUUUUUUUUGUAUCAUAAUUUGAUCAUUAACCCCUUGUGUGCCUGGGGUGACCUCCACCAUGACCCCGGGAAUGAAUGCUGCGCCGCCGCAGUGGACUGAACUACGAUAUAUUCUAACUUAAAGCAUUUUCGGCCUUCCUGUUGUAUAAAUCAAACUGGCCUUUUUUUUCUCUAUUAAAGCCUCAUUUUCAACCACC